AGAACUUCUCCCCAGUCCUGCUGCUCUCCAGAGGCCACAUCACCUCAGCACCCCACGGUCUGCUCUGCACGCCCACCACCCCACAAACAGGCACAAAUCCCUUUGGCUUUGCUUCAAAACCUCAGCCACAGCCAGAAUGUUUAAAAAAGUCACCAAAUUCAUUGUAAAUCAAAUGGAUCCGUGCAAAGAAUUGGAUCCUGUUGAAAGCAUCGUACACAAUGAGCACUUCAGGCCUCUCUGCCUACUGAUUAAAAAAAAAAAAUCAAACCGCAUAUUCCACCGAGCUCCCUACUACCAGAGAACAGGCUUCACACUGGAUGAUGUGCUGCUGCCUGGAGAAGAUGGUACAAGCACAGAGUCCCUCCAUCAAGAAUCCAGCCAAUUCACUCUCACAAAAGUCAGUGCUGACCAAGUUGAUGGAGGUCUCAGCAUUGCAUUUGACCCUGCAAGUGUAGAGCUGAAAGGAGGUGCCUCCUUGUCCAAAGGGUUUUCUGUCAAGCCACAGAAGAAGAGCAUAUCACAGCAAUACCUGGAGGCACUGAAAAGAGAAAGGAAAAUCAACAUGGAUCACUCCUUCAUCCGACAGCUCCAGAGAACUGGCAUCAGGCUGUACGUGGUCACUGAAACCCUCGAGGCCUCAGAGGAGGCCGUGUACGAGGAAUCCACCAAGGCAGACGGGGGCUUCAUGGCCAAAUUUUAUGCCACACUUUCUGCAAAGGGCACCAGAGAGAGCAACCAAGGUAUAGUGAUACCCAAGGGCUGCACGCUGGCCUUCAGGACCAUCCCACUGCACAUUAGAGAUGGAGCAUGGGAUCUGGGUUAUAUCUCCAUAGAAGACUAUGGACUACCAGUUUCACAAGGUGGCUCAGUGGGAAAAUUAGGAGUAAUGGGGGGAGAAGUUGAAAUCCGCUGUCACAUCUUCUCCGAGUUGUCUCCUGACCUGCUGCUCAUCAUCUUAAACACCAUCAAAGCUGUGAUGAGAGAUGAGAACCUCCUUCAAGAGCUCAGCCAGAAAGUAAGUGAAGCUUUUCUCACUGACACAAUUUAUAAAUACAGAUACAUCCACACCACUCCUCCUCAGCAGCCUCUGCCCUCUAAUCCUGACAUUUUAUUUCCUUGUUCCCCACAGAUGGAAGAAGUUCUUGAGGAAAAUUAUGGUUAUGAGCUGAAAACUGAGAGCCCAGACUUAAAAGAACUCUUCAGCACCUUACAGCAAUCCCCAAGACAUCGUCUCCUUCAGCUGGCAGAAGGAAUCACCUACGUCCUUGAUGCUUUGCAGGAGUUAACAGAGGAUCAGCUGCUGCUGCUGCUGGAAUCCUUGGAAAGGAAGAUUGUGUCCCAACAGCUGAACCUGGUUGUACACCUACUGAAACCCAACCUGCUGUCUGAGAAUCUUUGGCCUUACUUUGUGGAUCCUGGACUGCUGUCCUUCCCACGCAAGGAGGACCAGAUGUUAACCAUUGCCCUGGUGGAACUGAGUGGAGUGCAGCUCCAGGAAAAUGGAUCAGCUAUCCCUAGGAAUAAACCCUUCGAGGCUGUGGCAGCCCUGUUAGUGGCCCUGUACACCCUCCACCUCCUGAGCAGUUCCAAGUAGGAGGUGCUGGCCCUACCCAGGGAGCCCCUCCACAAGAUGUUGGGAAAUCACUGCUGACAAGAAAAUUUUCUCUCCCAAUAUCACCCUAGUUAAUGCUCAAGGUUGCUUUGGCUGGCAAAAGCAAAUUUAAGGCAAGAAAACUCAAUAUGGAUGCUAAAGGCUGGAUAUCAAAGUGGAUUUGUCUGUCUGUCUCCCCAAGAAUACUUAGGGAAAACAGGAAAAUCCACAAGCCCAAAGAAUCACAGGCCUGGCACCAGUGCUUCAUGUAAUCCUGCUUCCCUCAGAAUGCUGCUGCUGCUGCUUCUGCAAUCUGCAAAUGGGAAAGGGAAGGGCAAAGGGAAUGGAAAGGAAAAGGGAGGAAAUGAAAAGGAAACAAAAGCCAAAAGAAACAUCAGCAGUGGUUCACUUCCUCUGGUCCCUCUGUGUUUCAGCAUGGGAUCCAUGAACUGUUGGUGUCAGGAAGAUGGGGAAAUCCCAGAGGUUUCACUGACACCUCCCUGGUUCCAUCUCCCUGAGAUGCUUGAGGGACACAGGCAGCACUUCAGAGCAAUACUACAAUACUCCCAUUAUCACUUUAUCAAUAAAGAGCAGCUUCUUGCUAAGCAA
Molecule: messenger RNA, 2200 nt
Organism: Zonotrichia leucophrys gambelii
Lineage: Eukaryota; Metazoa; Chordata; Aves; Passeriformes; Passerellidae
Product: gasdermin-A3-like
Exons: 10
Coding region: 137-1594 (485 amino acids)
Biological process (GO): pyroptotic inflammatory response; defense response to bacterium
Molecular function (GO): phosphatidylinositol-4,5-bisphosphate binding; phosphatidylinositol-4-phosphate binding; phosphatidylserine binding
Source: RefSeq, a predicted model, not a curated record